AUGCGGGACUCGGAUCGACGGUGUUGGGAGCGUCAGCCGCCGCAGACUGUCGCCAAUCCUCGUUCUGACGUGACGGCUCAGCAUUCACUGGCGGCGCAGUUGUCCCACCAGAUUUUGUGUCAUCCUUCCCUUCACGGGGCGGCGGCAACUGACGGAUACCUGUCCGGUCAGCAUCGCCGCUCCGUGCAGGCGGAUGGAUGGUUCCAUCGGGAAAAAUUGACGCCACCACAAUUCAUAAGGGCCGGCGCAUUUAUGUGUCGUCACAUUCAUCGUGAAGGCAACGGUGGCCCCUUCCUAUUCCAUUGCACAGCCGGCAGCACAGUUGCGACAUGUGUGCACCGCACUGGCCACAUGGCACACAGCACCCAGCUCACCAUUCCUGCCAUGCAUGCGCACACCAAAGCCACUGAAAGUGUAAUUCUCAUACUGAGCCUCAGCACUGGCUGCGAAACACUUCUUCCACGCCCACACACAUCCACACGCGAUAGCUCAGGCUGCCGUCACUCGGAGCACACGACACAUCCACCGGCACUACCACCGCAUCCGCAUCAUCAGAUACAUGUCCAGCACUCCCAGCAGCCGUCACGCACACAGAAUUGCAGCAAUACAAGGGCGCAAGGACCAACACGGCGCACACCACACGAAGCCGCACCGUCACCAUCGUCAUCAUCGCAGUUACCAUCACCCGUAGAGGAGUUGCUGGACUCAGUGAACCGAUACGUGAGCCAGAAGGAAAAGGAAUGGAACAGGAGGGAGAGGGACGGAACGCAGCGGAUACAGCGAGAGGGCAGCAGGCCCAGCCGCACAGUUCACACACCACGAGACGGCAUCCACGCAAGGAAGGCACACAACGUCAGCAGCCACCCACCAUGCAGGAGGAGAAGACAUCCACCACCAUUUCCCCCAGCUCAUCGCUACAGCCCCAGGGAAAUGGCCAAAACACCGCGGCCACCACACAACGCACACGGAGCAAGCACCCACCACACCAGCCACAAGCGGUGCAUCACACCCGCAGGAAAAGUGACUCAGGGUGCGCACUCCCUCUCCUCCCCUCUCCUCAUGGCCACGGAAGAGGACAACAGCCGCCACACGCAACUGCCAGCAUGCACUACAAAAGGAGCAUUCAAAUCCACUGCAACGUGCAUCUUGUGUGUGCCUGCAGAAACACAAAGCAAAGAAGUAGAAAAGAGGGAGCAGAGUGUGUGGAGGGACGUACAAAAUAAAAUUGUGCAGCAGAGGUGCGUGGCAGAAACAAGAAGAAGACCGCUCAAACUCAUGACUGCACUGCAGCCCAAGAAGCGGCAAUCCACACAAGAUUUAUUUUUAAAACAAAAAAAAAACGUUCCCCUUCGUCUUAUACAAACCCCAUCACACAAAAUAAUUAUAAAUAAAAAGAAAUCGUCCAUUACUGUUCCACACAAAUUUUAA
Trypanosoma cruzi is the source of this 1428-nucleotide messenger RNA. RefSeq lists its product as uncharacterized. The transcript has a single exon. Bases 1 to 1428 code for a protein of 475 amino acids. The record is from RefSeq and is a predicted model, not a curated record. NCBI's taxonomy places the organism in Eukaryota, Euglenozoa, Kinetoplastea, Trypanosomatida, Trypanosomatidae.